GCCUUCUGAGGACGUUAGUCUGCAGGCGACACCAUCCAGGAGCAGCUCAUCAGAAGGGCUCCUGUCCUCUGUGAGCAUCAGGAAGCACCUCCAAGGAAUUAUAACUGUACCAGACCAUCCACCUGGAGUGGAAGCAUAACAGCAGGUGAGGAAGGAGCGAUUUCCUCACUGAAGCACCGAGCAGCCAUGGGGAACAAGCACACCAACCUGGACGAGAUCCUUGCCGAGGACAUGCACCACUGGUACAACAAGUUCAUGAAGGAGUCUCCAUCGGGCCUAAUCACGCUCUUUGAGCUUAAGGCCAUUCUCGGACUACAGGGGAUGAAUGAGGACGCCAGCAGCUAUGUGGACCAGGUCUUUUUCACAUUCGACAUGGAUGGGGAUGGAUACAUUGAUUUUGUGGAAUACAUCGCUGCCAUCAGCCUGAUGCUAAAGGGGGAAAUCAACCAAAAAUUAAAAUGGUACUUCAAGCUCUUUGACCAGGACGGCAACGGAAAAAUCGACAAAGAGGAACUGGAGACAAUAUUCACGGCCAUACAGGACAUCACACGGAACUAUGAAAUCGUGCCAGAGGAAAUAGUCACGCUCAUAUAUGAAAAAAUUGAUGUCAAUGGAGAAGGUGAGCUGACUCUUGAAGAGUUCAUUGAAGGAGCUAAAGGACACCCUGAUAUCAUGGAAAUGCUGAAGAAAAUGAUGGACCUCACUCCAGUCCUAGUGAUCAUUGUGGAAGGGUGGCAGCAAGCAAACAACAAAAAGGAAUCAUCAUAAAAAAAAUCUACAAAAACAAAAUCAUGGACCCUAUGAUAUAUUUUUUUUACUUGAAAACUUAAACAGAAGAGGGAAAGAAAGUGGAAGAGUGGGACUGCUUCAGACAGAAGGUCCUGGGUGCAUGCAGCUCGAUCUGUGAGGGAGCCAUGUUGCCACGUUAGGCUGGUUUGUGAACGAGGGAGACGCCAAACCACCCUGAGCUGAUCCUCUAAUUCUUUAAGGGGUUCAAGAACUCAGAGACUGCUGGCAGGAGACUCGCGAGAGGACGAAUUACACGGAAGAGAGCGCACUGCUUUUUAAGGAAAGGCUCAGAUGUGAGUACGCCAAGAACCAAGACGCGGUGGUUACGCGACUGUCGUGUCGGUAAUCGCCUUCUCACAGAAUUUGCACUGAAUGGAGUUGCUUGCCGGGUGGUGGGCAGAAAUAAUGAUAAGAAGAAAGAAUGUAUACUGGUUUACACAGAGGAGGGGAAGACAGAACAUUGCCUAUGGCGUCCAAGGAAAAAUGCCAUUAAACAGUUCCUACUAUACUGAAGUACAAACAAGCUGGGUUCCAAAGUGUUCCAAAGUGUAGGCUGCAGUUGAGGUAGGGAGGGUCAUUGGAUCCAGUACCCACACAGUUACUUAAACAAGCACAGCAAAAGGUGGGUAAACCAUUACUUGAAAUAGUCAAUUCAUCCCUUAGCAUGGGCAACAUACCCAAUUCUCUUAAACUAGUGGUCAUUAAUCCCAUUAUUAAAAAGCCAAAUCUGGAACUCCACAAGCUUGCUAAUCAUAGACCCAUUUCUAAUUUCUUUCCUUUGUAGCCAAAAGUCUAGAAAAAUAGUGUUUAAGCAGCUGUGCCUGUAUCUACAAAGCAAUAGUAUUCAUGAGGUUUUUCAAUCUGGAUUUAGACAAAACCAAAGCACUGAAACAGCUUUACUUAGAGUACCUAAUGAUUUGCUUUCAGCUCUUAAUAGGGGCAGCACCGCCAUCCUUGUACUGCUAGAUCUUAGAUGCCGCCUUCGACACCAUAGAUCACAGAGAUUCUGCUUGAUAGGUAAGAAAAUCUGGUACCACUUAAAAAUAAGCCUACCCUCAUUAAGGGUUUAUACAUGGUUAUAAAUGAGUUUAUUAAUUAUUAUUGAUUAGGUUGUAAAUGCUUUAAAAACCAUUGAUAAGCAGUAACAACACACCGAUUGAAAAGGCAACAGUGAUUUAUUGUUUGCUUAGUCAUAUAAAUCAACGUAGUCAUUUAAUUUAAGUAUUUAGAAAGAUCUGAAGUUUGACAGAAUAACUAAGUGUGGAAACACAACUGACACUUUUCAGCUCACUGUUGCCAUUUAUAUUAAUGUGUUGUUUUAUAUAUAUAUAUAUAUAGAUAUAUAGAUUUUUUUUUUCUUAAACUGCUUAUUAGUGGGUUUUAAAGUAUUUGCAACCUAAUUUAUAACCAUUAAUAAACCAAUAAAACCAUACAUUUGUGACUAUUCAUAAAGCCUUUAUAAAGGUAGUCUUAUUUUAAAGUGUUACCGAAAAUGAAAGGAUCUGCCCUCACCUGGUUCAGAUCGUAUCUGAGAGAUCGAUUCCAGUGUGUUUAUUUAAAACCAUAGCAAUGAAACACUGAGCUCCUGAGAGAGACCCAUUCUUUCAUUAAUGUUUGUAGAAGCAGGCUGCAUGCCUAGGUGCUUGGUUUUAUACACCUGUGGACGUGAAAGUGAUUAAAACCUGAGUUUAAUGAUUUGGAUGAGUGAGCAAAUAAUUUUGCCAUUAUAGUGUACACGUGUUUUCAUUUUCUUUACAAAUAUUAUACAUAGAUAAAUAUUAUACUAUUUUCUUUAACUAAUACUAUUUUCAUGGGCAAUGAAUUGUUGGUAAAUUAGUGCAGCAAACAAUGAAUCAGGUGCGUCCUUGAAAUCCCACAGAACAUAUACGACAAAUCCUCCGGUUUAGGACGGCCUUCUAUGAGAUAUGAGCCGAGAAAUACAGCCCAUCUAGAGUGAAGCCUAUACUUUGGAACACAGCUAUUGUAUUACAAAAAAAGUCUCUUAAUUUUAGGAAAACAAAACUAUGAAGCAAAUGGGAUCACAAACCUACAGAAAAGCAUAACUGUACAAAAGAGCCCUUUUUUUGCCUUUUUUUUCUCUAUUUAUUAAGCCAUGCAACGGUACAUAUAUGGGUUUUACUCACUUCAGGAACAAACAUAAAACUUUUCUGACCGAAUAUUUUCAGCAUGGGCCACAGUACACUGAUAUGCUGAAAGUCAUGGGAUAGCAGUAUAAAUUCAAUUAACUUGCAUAUGAGUAGGAUGUUCCAUUUCUGAAGUUGUGCGACUAUUUAUUAUCCCUUGAUUGUAAUUAUCAGAAGAUUGUAUAUUAGCAGAAUCUGGAGUUUUAAAGGGGGCCGAGGACCCAACAAACCCAGCUCCACCGUCGCCCAUUAAAAAACAAUUAUGGACUCUAAAUAAAACAGGAGUUUCAAGGAGAGGUGAGUUGGUCAUAUCAGAAAAAAAUGAAUAAAUUUGAUUCAAAUCAGACACAGAAUCUAUUAUAUACCUAAAUUUUAAAAUCUUUUCAGCAAAUAAUAAGAUAAAACUGUUGGACAUAUUUUAUUUAUUUUUAACAAACAUUCCUCCUACAUUAG
Molecule: messenger RNA, 3386 nt
Organism: Astyanax mexicanus (Mexican tetra)
Lineage: Eukaryota; Metazoa; Chordata; Actinopteri; Characiformes; Acestrorhamphidae
Gene: guca1d
Product: guanylate cyclase activator 1d
Exons: 4
Coding region: 187-768 (193 amino acids)
Molecular function (GO): calcium ion binding; calcium sensitive guanylate cyclase activator activity
Source: RefSeq, a predicted model, not a curated record